Talaromyces stipitatus ATCC 10500 is the source of this 2193-nucleotide messenger RNA. RefSeq names its product small nucleolar ribonucleoprotein complex subunit (SOF1), putative. Gene Ontology annotation, cellular component: nucleolus; small-subunit processome. The coding region runs from base 41 to 1381 and encodes 446 amino acids. The record is from RefSeq and is a predicted model, not a curated record. NCBI's taxonomy places the organism in Eukaryota, Fungi, Ascomycota, Eurotiomycetes, Eurotiales, Trichocomaceae. The transcript is spliced from 3 exons. Gene Ontology annotation, molecular function: protein binding. Gene Ontology annotation, biological process: maturation of SSU-rRNA from tricistronic rRNA transcript (SSU-rRNA, 5.8S rRNA, LSU-rRNA).
GCUGCUGCAACUUGUGAUACCAGAGGCAAUUUCAGACAAAAUGAAAAUCAAAGCCCUCUCGCGCUCUGCUGCUUCGCAGCAAGCGCCUGGUUCGAGUGUUGCAAGGUUGCAAAGAAAUUUGGACCCAGCACAGCAUCCAUUUGAGCGAGCACGAGAAUAUACGAGAGCCUUGACUGCAACUAAAAUGGACCGUAUGUUUGCUGCGCCUUUUGUCGGUCAGUUGGGUAGCGGGCACAUUGAUGGAGUCUAUUCUAUGGCCAAAGACCCUGGUUCUCUGGAGCGUUUCGCAAGUGGCUCGGGCGAUGGAGUCGUCAAAGUUUGGGAUAUGGAGACGCGAGAGGAAGUAUGGAACACACAAGCACAUGAAAAUAUUGUCAAGGGCCUUUGCUGGACUCCCGAUCGCAAACUUCUUUCUUGCGCUAGCGAUAAGACCGUCAAGCUUUUCGAUCCUUAUAACUCCUCGCCAGAGGCGCCACCACUAGCAACUUUCCUCGGCCAAACACCGUUCACCAGUGUUUCACAUCAUCGUGAUGAGUCCGCGUUUGCUGCUGCGUCGUCUGUCAUAUCUAUCUACGAUCUGUCUCGUCCUUCUUCAACCGCAUCCCAAACCCUUCACUGGCCAACUAGUACCGACACUAUCACUUCCGUUGCUUUCAACCAGACGGAAACCUCAAUUCUUGGUUCUACGGCAAACGAUCGCUCUGUCGUGGUUUAUGAUUUACGGACUUCUACACCAGUGGCCAAAGUCAUCCUUACUCUUGCGUCCAAUGCCAUUUCUUGGAACCCUAUGGAAGCAUUCAACUUCGCAGUUGCUAAUGAAGAUCAUAAUGCGUAUAUGUUUGACAUGCGGAAGAUGGAUCGUGCGCUCAACAUCUACAAAGACCAUGUUGCCGCCGUGAUGGAUGUCGAGUUCAGUCCCACUGGUGAGGAAUUGGUUACAGCGUCGUACGACCGCACGUUACGAUUGUUCAACAGAAAUCAGGGUCGAUCUAGAGACGUUUACCACACACAGCGAAUGCAGAGGGUCUUCUCAGCCAUGUUCACCCCAGAUAACAAUUAUGUCUUGUCCGGAUCUGACGAUGGAAAUAUCCGUAUCUGGCGUGCCAACGCCUCAUCCCGGGCAGGAAUUAAAAGUGCCAAACAGCGUCAGAAACUCGAAUACGAUCAGGCGCUUAUCCGCAGGUAUUCUCACAUGCCGGAGAUCCGGAGGAUCAAGAAUUACCGCCAUGUGCCCAAGGCCAUCAAGAAGGCAGGAGAGAUCAAGAAGGAGGAGCUUGCGGCUAUUAAACGAAGGGCGGAUAAUGUUCGAAAACAUAGUAAGAAAGGCAGUGUGCCUCAGCGAGCCGAGCGAGAGAAGGUGGUUCUGGCGACCGAGCAAUAAGUUUGAGUUGCAACUUAAUAGGGAAUAUAAACCCGAUGUCUAUAUUGCCGGCCCGUCACGCGAUUGUCUUUCACAGAUUGAGGGGCGUCAUCGUCGUAUGUCGUUCACCACUCAUACAUCACUCUCAGAUCCAUCCUCUGGCACACUUUCUGGUCGGAAAACAUUCCGGUUAUACGCUUUUGCAACGGCAGUGUCGAUUCCGCUCAGGUAGCGGGCGAGCCUUUGGAUGGAAGCAGGCAGUACAGCAUACCAAUUCACCAACUUGGCGAAUGCAGGUAAUCUGAUGACACCACUUUGGCCAUUAUCAAUGGCCGAUACGAUAUCGUAUGCGACUUGAAUAGGCUCGAGGACAGGUGCAAAGAAUCGGCUCGGUGUCUCUAUUCCAUUAAAUAGAGGUGUCGAGAGUUGUCCCGUUUCCACCAACAGUGUCUUGAUCUUAUCAUCGUGGCCGGACGCUCUCAGCUCAACCUCGAGGGAUCUAUGCAGUGCGCUCAGACCAGCUUUACUGACAGAGUAGUCUGAUAGACCAGCAGCUGUGAGAUGGCCUAGCACAGAGCUCACGUUCACUAUGACGCCGCCCAAGUUGGUUUCUAACAUUGCCGGUAGGAAGAUUUGUAUCAAAUGGAACGGCGCCAUUAAAUUUGUUUGGAUUGUUUUCUUCAUGGAUUCAGGAGUCAGUGAUAGUAACGGUAAACCAUGUACAGCUGCUGCGGCGCAAUUGAUGAGCACUGUUGGUUUUCCAAGCUGUAUAUUAUAGUCAGCGAAAGUCCUCACUUUCACGAAACAAGUCAUUGUGUGACGGAUAAACUCAC